AUGGAGCUGUACGAGACGCCCCCCUACUUCUACCAGGAGCCCCACUUCUGCGACGGGGACAGCUACCUGCCCGUCCACCUGCAGGGCUUCGAGCCCCCAGGCUACGAGCGGGCCGAGCUUGGCCUGGGUCCCGAGGCCCGUGGGCCCCUUGAAGACCAGGGUCUGGGGCCACCCGAGCCCUGCCCGGGCCAGUGCCUGCCGUGGGCGUGCAAGGCGUGCAAGAGGAAGUCGGUGUCGGUGGACCGGCGGCGGGCGGCCACACUGCGGGAGAAGCGCCGGCUGAAGAAGGUGAACGAGGCCUUCGAGGCCCUGAAGCGGAGCGCGCUGCCCAACCCCAGCCAGCGGCUGCCCAAGGUCGAGAUCCUGCGCAGUGCCAUCCAGUACAUCGAGCGCCUGCAGGCUCUGCUGCGCGCCCUCAACCAGGAGGAGCGCGGCCUCCGCUGCCGGGGCGCCAGCGGCCAGCCCGCGGCGGUGAGUGGCCCCGGCCCCCGGGGCCCAGCAGGCUGUGUGUCCAGCGCCUCCUGCAGCCCAGAGUGGAGCAGUGCACUGGACUUUGGCCCCAGCCCUGGGGACCAUCUGCUCACAGCCGACCCCACAGACACCCACAACCUGCACUCGCUCAGCUCCAUCGUGGACGGCAUGACCGUGGAGGACGUCUCUGCGGCUUUCCCAGACGAAUCCAUGCCCAACUGA
This is a messenger RNA of Pteropus alecto (black flying fox), 693 nucleotides long. It is a transcript of the gene MYOG, whose product is annotated as myogenin. The coding region runs from base 1 to 693 and encodes 230 amino acids. Gene Ontology annotation, molecular function: protein dimerization activity; DNA-binding transcription factor activity, RNA polymerase II-specific; RNA polymerase II cis-regulatory region sequence-specific DNA binding. Gene Ontology annotation, biological process: muscle organ development; positive regulation of transcription by RNA polymerase II; positive regulation of myoblast differentiation. The transcript is spliced from 3 exons. Lineage: Eukaryota; Metazoa; Chordata; Mammalia; Chiroptera; Pteropodidae. The record is from RefSeq and is a predicted model, not a curated record.